This is a messenger RNA of Lymnaea stagnalis (great pond snail), 9944 nucleotides long. Lineage: Eukaryota; Metazoa; Mollusca; Gastropoda; Lymnaeidae. The record is from the annotation of a GenBank genome assembly.
CGCUUGUGCGUAAUGAAGAAUCUAGUAUUUCAUUCUUUUUUGUGAACAUGCUUAGUUUGAAAAUUUCGUUUAGCAUACUAACUUAUAGGUGGCUAAAAAUCUGGCAUAGCGUAAAAAGAAAAAUACAAACAAAUGGGGGCUGUGUCACUUUGGUUGGGGGAUGUUUAAAGACUCUUUAGAAGCAAAAUGAAAAGAAAAGAUGCGAUUUAUAAUCCAGAAUUAGUUAACUAUAACUGCCUGUAUUAAAUUAUUAAAGAAUACACGUAAGUUUACAUGAUAAAAAAUGUUAAAAUACGAAAUGCGCUAAGAAAUAAUAUAUGCACCUGAACUGCACUUGUACCCAUCGUCUUUGUCAUUGUUGUCAAGUCGAGAACAUGCGAAAUUAUUGUCUUAUCUUCCCAGAACUUCUUGUUGCAUACUUUUGAGAGUUGCAAUGGUGUAAGCCAUUAUUUUUUUAUCGGACCAUCUAAGACAAAAGUAGUAUGGCACGGCUUAUUAAAAUUUACAACACAUUGAUCAAUUUUCUGCAUUGUUGUUUAGUGGUAUUAAUUUAUUAAUUGUAUAGUAUUAUCUAAUUACUGAUACUCUGAUACUCAGAACUGGUAUAAAAUACUACUAAUAUAGGCAAUAUAGGGCAUGAUUAAUUUUUAUUAAACUAUUACUAUUAUACACUACUUAUACUACACUAUUUAAUUUACCGCUUUAUGACUUUAUGUUUACUAAUUACAUGAUUCAUACAUUCAUAGAUUCAAUUAUCAAUCAUGUCAGAUCAGUAAUUGACUUAAAUUAAUCCAGUAAAAUGACCCCUCCCCCCUCUAUUCCCCAUCAAAAAGGGAAAUAGAGGUCGGGGGGGGGGAGGGGGGUUAUGAUGUAGGGUAAGCUAAGGCAGUGACUUAUAAAUUAUAGUUAAAUUGUAGUUGUAGGUAUAGAAAUAGUAGGUGGAAGCAAACUUGUAUUAGAUUUUAUUAGUAAGGAUCACAUAAUCAUAUUUUAAACUUUUUUUUUGGUUUUGUAGUGAAAAUAACCCAUUCUCAUAAUAAUUUUCCUUAUUUUUUUUAACUGCAAGCAAAAAACACCACUGCCAUUUUGUAUUUGCAUGGACAUGGUUUUACUGAACUUUCUACACCACUAUAACUAUAAUAGACUAUACUAUAGCCUAUAAUCGGCUUAGCCUAAAAUAAUAUAAUAUUUAGUCUUAAUUUUAGGUAAUUUACUUUUGGAAUUUACUUUUCGGGGUGUAUGUGCCAAAACGACGGAGCUCUUUUUACGAGCUUGGCACUCACAUUGCAAAAAUUUUUUAUAAAAAGUAAACUAUUUCCUUAAUAUAUGUAAAACUGUAUAUAUUCUUGUAGGAAAUUGAAUGAACUAAUGCAAUCUUUAUGAAUCAAACUGAAAUAUAAAAAUUUAUGCAAAUGAGUUACCCUGAUUUGCAUAAUUUAUGCGUGUAAUUUUUUGUUUCACCUAGAAUAAACAUGACUUACUUGUAUCAAUUGUGUGAAUUUUUUGAUGGAGAAGCCUGAAUAAAACCUAACACUUAUUUUUGUGUGAAAAAAGGCCCAUGGAGACCCUUCAGACACCUCUGGCAUAUGGUUCUACUCCUUUUCCACCCCCACCCCCUAUUUUUCAGUUGUUACAGACACACUGUAACAGGCCCCCAUUUAUGACCUAGGGACCUUCUCUUAAGCUGAAUGUUACUGAGAAAGUUGUCUGCAUAUCUAUUGGUCUAUCUCAUAAACAUUUGAGUGAUAUUUAGUGUAAAAAAUAGCAUAAAGUACUCGAAUGGGGUGCUUAUGCCUUAUUUAUAGGACUUACGUUGUCUAAAAAUUCAGAGGGGUCAUCUCUGUCCAUUUGAUGACCCCUAUUACUAGUAAAGCUAAACCAAAAGUUCACAACAUUAGCAUUACCCUCAAUUUGAAAGUCUUUAUUUGGUUGUUCUCAUCAUUUUCAGUGUCAGAUUCACUGCAAGAAUAUAAAAUUCACUAAGCACAGUUUGAUCAGAGUCACUGUCAGACAUGUUCGACUUUCACGAUGUCACUACACACACACACAAAAUUCCUCCACACUAAUAUAUUGAGUUCACCUUCAACGAAUGCUGCCAUUACAAUGUUGGGAUGUGCAGGGAUACUUCAGAAUAAUUUUCAUUCGCUGGUACAAUACCAUACCAGCCAAUUGUGAGGCUCGAUUUAUCGGGCCGAUAGUUCGGCCUUAGGCCUGUCUCGCUAGUCAAACUUGGGCGGAUAGGUCGGCCCUUAUGUCUCAAGAGGGUUAGUCUCAAAAGUUAUUAGGAAGUCCAGAGUAGCCUUUUCUUCUGUCUUCUUUAACCAAAUUUACUAUAGUUAUUGGUUAAGUCAUCAUAACCCACCAUUACUAUUCUAGACCAGCGCUACCAGCCUUGGGGCACUUGUGGAAUUUCAAGUCUGGAGGCAAACUGUUGUGAAAAAUAAGAGGGGAAAAAAGGAAAAAAACUAGGACCAAAAAAAAAUGAAAAAGGGGGUGGGGGGGGGGUGCGGAUGAGAAUAGAUUUGUUUCGUUAGAUAUUUUGGAAAAGAUUAUAUUAAUGAUGAGGCUUUGUUUACCUCUGGUGUUAAAGUAGCAAAGCCAUGGGGAAAAAAAUGUGUCUAGCCCUGUGGUUUCCAAAUGAUAGUCCAAGGACAACUGUUGAUCUCUUAAAAAUUCAUGAUGUUUCAUAACAUAUGUUACAUGUUGGUUAGCAUUGGCUUUGUUAAUUUUGAUUUUACUGCAGGUACUCAUUUGUAGAAGAAAAAAUGGAGUUUGCCUUUUUACUUUUACUGCUUUCACUGGUCCAUAGUUGCUAAAGUAAAAUUUAAGUUUGAUGCAAACCCCUAAAUAGUCUUACUGAGUCGAGAAGUAUGCAUUUGUGAGGAAGGCCUACACCUACAUGUAAUAUAGUCCAUACUAUAGACCAGGGAUCGGCAACCUACAGCAUGCAUGCCAGACUUGGCACUCUGAGUGAUUUUCAAUGUAACUUGGAAGAACAAAAUAAUUUGCAUCUUUUAUAAGCUAGACAUAUAGGUUUGUUUGUUAGACUUUUAAUUAGGCUUGUUAGUUAGACUUAUAUCUUAUAGCUUUGUUAGGACUUAAAGGAUAUGUAGGUUUUUGGCAGGCUGAGUAAAUCAGAAAUCAUACUGUGGCGACCGACCCUGCUAUGUACUAUAAUCAACAGUUACAGUAUAUAGUAUAUGGAAAUUUGUAUAAUAGAAAUUUGUUCAAUGGAAGUUAGUUCGAAUGAAAUUUAAAGAAGUGAAAUUUGUCUGAACUUUGAACAUAAGAUGAAGUCCCUUCUCCAGGUGAUUAUUAAAAUAUAACUUACCUUUAGUUAAUACUCAAGAUAGCCUGCUAAACAAUAGCAGAGCAAUUUGUGAACUUCCCAGCUACUAAAGAUAAUUGAAAAAAACAUGCAUUCACGUAACACACUUUAUAGGAAUCCCAAGUAUCAUUAACUUCUGGAAAUUUCAUUAAAUUACAUUUAUUUCUAAUUUAUAAAAUAAUACUUAAUAUCAAAGAAUUAAUAUAUUUACAUACAGGCCUUGGGCCUCACCAUAUUUAUCUUGCCAGAUUAAAAUUGAUUGGAGUGUCAUAAUUAAACAUCAAUGUUUUUAAGAAUCCUAUUUAUUGGAUGUUCAUAAUAAAAAAAAUCCCAUUUUUAAUGUUUUUAAGAAUCCUAUUUAGAAAUAGUAAUUUUAUAUUGACAGGCUAUUGAACGCAAUGUUACAGUUGUGUUAUGAAAUUGUAUUUUUUCGCUAUUGAACAGAGCAUUACAGUUAUACAUAUAUUCAUACAUACCUAGAGAAUUAUAUUUCUGGUUAGGCCAUUACUUUGCAAUUUUAUCACUCAGUAACUUCUCUCCUCUACCUUAUUCAAGUACUAGAAAGUAGUCCUUUAUCUUUGACAGAGAAAACUACCAUAAGGAUCUUGAUUAUGAGGUAGGGAAGAGAUAGGUUAGAACUUUACAGAAAAAUUAAGAUUACUAGGGCUUAACCUGGUGCAGUUUUUUUACACCGGACCCGGGUAUUUUGGGAAAAUACCCAGUAGGUCCAAGUGUUACAAAACAAAGUGUACUUUUCAUUUUCUAUUACAUAUGCUUGCUUUUAAACAUUAGUUCUACACCAUACCAGUGUCUCUUUAUUGAUUAAUAUAAUAGUCACCUCCAAAAAAAAUCAACCUUUUUACCUGAGUUCAACCAUCAUGCUUGACACUUGCUUCUUGAUAGCUAUUUUAUUUUCACUGACUACUGUUAAUAUAACAUAUGUUGAGUAAGUGAGGGCUGUUUGGGAAAUGGAAGUGGCCACACCAGAAGCAAAAUAAAUAUACAUUAAGAUUUUUCAGCUAAUCAUGUUUAGAUAUUGUUUUGUUUUUAUUAGACUUUUUACUACUAUAAAUAAGACUUAUAAUAUAGACUAACCUUUGAUUUUAAUUCCUUAAGUUCAGAUCGUUUUUUAAUUAGUACAUAAGUUCAGUUUUCUAUUACAAAAAUUAAAAUAAGGAAAGUAAAUGAAGUAUUUGUUUUAUUUACCAAUAUUCAUUUUCUGUGUCAAAUAAGGAAGCUAUUCUCUGAAGUAGGUGAACCUUGAAUAAAAUAAUCAGAAUACAUCUGACGUUGGGAAAGAGCAUUUGACCUGGUAAAGAAUUUUUUAAAAUAUAUGUUUAUGCUAAAUAAAUGUCUUACAAUUUAAGCUAUUGAUUCUGGAAUAAACAUCUUUAGCGUUAAAAAACUAUGUCACACGUUGAUUUGUAAUAAGUAGUAUUCAGAAUGAAUUGUAAGUGCCAUCUUGAUUGGGAUAUCACUAAAUGCAAAUUUUUUUACUGAGAAAUCACUAUAAGCAAAAACUUUUAUUGAGAAAUCACUAAAGUCAAAAAGUGUUACUGAUAAACCACAAAAUGCAGAAAGUUUUACUAAGAAAUUAAUAAAGGCAGAAAGAUUUACUGAUAAAUCUGAUCAAUGAUCCAAAGCUAUUUUACUACUUUAUUAGUUUUCUAAUGGUUUGUUAUUUAGAUUGAAAAUAAAAUACUAAUGGUAGAACAAAGCUAUCAUUAUUUUAUUUUUAUUUAAAAAAAAAAUAAAAUAUAUAUGUUUAUUCCUACAGACACUGCAAAUGAGUGAGAUAUCUAUUCCUUUAAAGGCUUUGGAGACAAAUAUGGCCUGUAGUGAUUUCCUAAAGAAAUUCACUGUUCAGGAGACAGAUGGUGCAGGUGAGCAUUUAUAAAAGUAAAAAGAAUAUGAAAUAAAUAAGUAGCUCACAUUAGCAAAACAAAUGUUUGGGUUUAUUUAUGAAAAUUUGUGGUUUAGACUUUUAUUAUUUUUAUAACUUAUUCUCACAUAUUGUUUGAAGAAAAAAAAAGUUUUUUCCAACAUGCCUAUCAUUAAUGAUUGCCUUUAGUUUAGCAAAUAAAGCACAGAAGAGAACCAUGCUAUUAGAAAUUUCAAAUAAGGCAUAAAACAUGUUUUUCUUCCUACGCUUAAAGAUUUUUUACAGAUUUCUUAGUGCUGUUGAACCAAUCAAAAGUUACCGCAACUUAAAAAACUGUUUGUUUUUUUAAAAUUACUUUAUUAGUACGUUCUUUCGCUGUUUAAAACAACAGAUUUGAAUUUUAAACAAUAAGUGAUAAAGCAUAACAAAUAUUUGAAUGGGGUUUGAAAGCAAAGGAUGUGAAGAAAUAUACUGUAAACCGUAAAUGUCUUAUGCUGUGAGGGAAGAAAAAAUAUUAUUCCUAAAAUUAAUAUGGGAUAUAAUUAUGAAUGAUUUUUAACGCAUAUUACUUUUACUUGUAAAUGUACUGUAUUGGAUUAAAAUAAUUAAAUAAGGUGAUUCUUUAUAAUAAUUUAAAAUUAAACAACAUUGCUAAUUAUAAUUAGGCCUAGCCUAAUCAAAGUUUUGUUAUAUUUGGCUUAUACGUUUGCAACUUUUUAAUGAAAAUAUCGCAAUGAAAUCAUUAUGUGUGUGUUACUAGUUCCUGUUGUUUUGAAUUGUGUACUUUAUCUUUAAUUCUGCAUGAUGUUUUUGUAUUUUUCUAGGCAAAAAUUAUGGCAAUCACAUUUACCAUACAUUUUUGCAUCAUAUUAAUUGUUAAUGCUUAAUUUAAAUUGUGACAUAAAAAGGCCCUGCAUGAAUUAAAAACCAAAAAGACAACAUUUUAAUCAUUCAUUGACUUUUGUGACCUGCUAAAAUAAAAUUGUUUUCAGAAAGUUUUAUGGAACGAGGCAUAACUCUUCCUGUAUGUUUUAAAGAAGAAAGUUUAACCAUAACUGUAUAUGGUAAAGAACCUAUCCAUCAGGUAACUAUCAGUUAGUUUAUUUUUUAAUAUUUUUUUACUGAAAUAGAUCAGAAACACCGAAGAAAAUCUUAAUAAUUAUCUCCAAGAAGUAAUCAAAAUAAAGAUAAUUGUUUUUACUAUUUCCUUCCAGUGUCUGAAAUAUAAUUUUGAAAAAAACAAUUCAAAGGUUGCAGGGAUAUUAUGGGGGGUGGGUUGGCAGGGAAUUACUCACUUGUCAUGUAGGCUCAGGUUAUUGGAGUUCUUCAUUAUCAAACUUAUGUGACUGUCUUGUUAUCUUUUCUUUUUUUUCAAAAUAAACUAGUUUAACUUAAAGAUAAGAUCUUAAAACGAGUAGUGGUGUUUUAAAAAUUAAUAUACAACAAAAAAAUAUUCAACUGUAUUUUGUAUUUAAGAUUUAAAAAAAAAAAAAAAAAAAAAAAAAAAAAAAAAAAAAAAAAUUUAAAAAAAAAAAAAAAAAAAAAAAAAAAAAAAAAAUUAAAAAAAAAAGUGGUUUUUUAAAAAAUAAAAAAAAAAAAAAAAAAAAUUAAAUUUUUUUUUUAUUUAAAAAUUAAAAAAAAAAAAAAAAAAAAAAAAAAAAAAAAGAAAAACACUUUUUGAGAGCAAGAUUGUCUUGAACAGACAAAUAAAUUAUUUUAAGAAUGUCCUGAUCAUGAUAAAAAAAAAAAAAAAAAAAAAAAAAAAAAAAAUAAUUUUUAUUAAAAAAAAAAAAAAAAAAAAAAAAAAAAAAAAAAAAAAAAAGGAAAACACUUUUUGAGAGCAAGAUUGUCUUGAACAGACAAAUAAAUUAUUUUAAGAAUGUCCUGAUCAUGAUUAAUCAACUGAUAAAAAUAUCUAAAUUGAUUUUCAGGUGAAAGACAUUUGGCAAAUUAAAAGGCCUGAUGUUAACUUUCAAAAUUAUGAAAUUGUCCUUCACUUCAAAGAUCAUAGGGUUGAGAUUGUAGAAGACCAUGAGGAAGUAGAUGAUGCUCGACUUUUAGAAGUUGAAUUCAUUCGAAUAAGUCAAGCAGGGUAAGUCAAAUUCAUUUUUGUUACCGGUAUAUUUUUUCUGAACAGGACCACCGUGUACUUUGAUCACAAAUGUAAAACAUUCAGUUUGUUUAUAACCACAUUUUUUCAUCUUUGGUUUACACUAUGUCUAUUCAGCAUGAAAAGUUUACCUUCAGUUUAUGUCCUAAUUACAUUCAAUUAUCUAUAAUAUACUCUGCUAUUUACAAAUGAAAUGUGUAAGUCUUUGCAUAAAUAUAAAUACCGGGUAAACAAGUGUAUAUUCUGGUUAUUAAGAAAAAAUGGUUUGAUAAUUUUGUAAGGCCCUCUCCCCUCUUUUAUUUUAUAAAAUAUGGUAAAUGGCAUCAGCCUUGAUAAAAGUAGUAACUGAAAAACAAAGAUAAAAUCUUAAAAUUAACCUUUAUUUCUCAUUCCUACUCCUUUCACAGCUUUCAUCAUAAUGUACCUGUUAAUCUGGACACCAUGCUCGUUAAACAAAUUGGAAUGAAGUAUUGAGCUUAAAACAGAAUAAAUGAUGGCAUCUCAACUCCAAUACGGGCAGAGAUUUUGCUUUCAUACCCAAUGCCUAAUUGUCGGGAUAUACAAAGUGAAAAGAAUAAAUGAUAUUUCAGGAUGAAACUGUCUUCGUUCCCUCAGGCAUAACCUAUCUACUAUAUAUCAAUGUUGACAUGAUUGCUAGUGAAAUGCAGUCACUGUAUAAAAAAGGUCAUAGCUGCCUGUUUUCUUUAAAUAUUGCUUUUGUAAUUUAAAUUUGAGCCAUUUUAUGUUUUAAAAACCAAAUGUUUACAUUUUCUUUGGAAAUAAUUUUAUAAUGGUUUUAAUUUAGCUUGUUGAGAAUCUUAUGCAGUUGUUGGUUUAAAAACAAUAAACAGUGUAUAGUGGGAUAAGAGUUUUAGGUACCCUAUGAAAUCUUUUGUGGCAGGUCAGUUUCAUACAUAGCAAUUCCUUCUGCACAAGCAAUUUCCCGAGCAUAAUGUGAGAUAGUAAAAUGCAAUUGUUCACGAAAAUAUCGUGCAGAAAGGUUUGGAAUAAGGAACUCAUUUUGUCUGACAAUGGGAAAUAAAGAUUGCAUUUAGUUUUCCUCAGUGAUCUUGGCAUUUUUAAAAUAGACUUCCUAAAAAGAAAUGUUUUGAAUGGUUUAGGUUAUGUCGCAGUUCUAAACAAGUUCACAAGUGAAGCAUCCCAUGUAAUCAGAAAUUACAUUUUUUAAUGGCUAAACAAUAAUAAACAAUAAUAUAUGACAGUGAUGUUCUUUAAAGGUUAAGUUUUGGGUAUGUCAUAGCAGGAUUUUGUAUUUUUCAAGCAAUUAUUAAUGUUAAAGUAUUGCAAAUAUUUUUACUUUCUGUCAAUGUCAAUUCACUUUUCACCAGCCUAAAGAAAAAUUAUGCACUUCUAUUUAUCAAGACACCUUUCAUUGUAACUUGUGCAAGAGUUUUUGUUCCUUUAAUUUUAUUAGGCUUAUAAUCUUUUAAAAUACAUUCAAUAAGUGUAUGAUUAAAUUUUACAUAUUCUAUGGAUUUGUUUUCUUUAAAGUUUGUUUGAAUAAAAGAACAACUAAGAAGCUGUUGUUAACUUUAUUUGAGUUAGAAAUUCACCUCAGCUACCUUACUGAACUAUAGAAGUGUAUUGAACUUGUAACUGUAAUGCAAUAAUUGGCUUAAUGAAUGAUGCAACUUUGUGAUGAAGUGCAUCAUUGUAUUGGUAAAUUUUAGCUCACAUUUUUUUUCUUUCCGUUUAUCUAUAAUGAACUUAGCAUUUUAAAACAUUAAUAGUACAAAGAUGGUGGCUUACUCCAAGAAUUUGUUUCUUAAUAAUAAAAAUUCAAUAAGUAAUAGGCAUGAUAAUAACAUCCGUUAUUCAAAAGGUAAUGUGUAUUUUUUUUUAUGUAUUAUAAAGCUUUUUCUGUUUGGGAUCUCUUAAAUAUUGGACAGCGAGAGAGUGAAAACAAUCCAAGGAUUAAAAUCGUCCUCAUCACUUCAACGGACAAACUAACAUUUUUUACACAUUAUUACUGUAUGUGUUGCAUGAAUAUUGGUGAUCCAUUGUGCCUGUUAAUAUACAUCAUGAAUAUUAUCAGAUGAUUAAAUUGGUCCUCAUUAAUUAUACUGAUGACCUAACAUUUCUACACACCAUGUAAUUAAUAUACAUCAUCCUAACUUAACUACUAAACUAAAAUGUUGCAUGUAUAGUGGUGAUCCAAUGUGACGCAUUGUGGUGAUCCAAUGUGUUACACAGUGAUGAUCCAAUGUGACGCACAUAAUUAACUUUUAUUAAAACUCUUCCCACUACUUUUUUUUUAAUGGUUAACACAAUUGGUUAAGUAAUACUAGUGGUUAACACCAUUGGUUAAGUAACACUAGUGGUUAACACCAUUGGUUAAGUAAUACUAAUGGUUAACACCAUUGGUUAAGUAAUACUAGUGGUUAACACCAUUGGUUAAGUAAUACUGCCAAAGUGGUUAACACCAUUGGUUAAGUAAUACCAGCGGUAAUUGGUAGUAAUAAUAGAAAUAACAAAAAUCAUUUAGAGUUACUAAAGUUUUAUUAAUCAAUAACAAUGAACAUCAUUUUUAUAUUAAGUCAUGCAUCGCAUCUUUAAGUUAACAGAAAUAUAAAGUUUUGAAAAAGAAUAAAACCAGGUACAAU